AUGGUUUUUAAUUCAUGUAUAUAUUCAGUUGUUGCACUUCAACAAGAUAUGCGAGAUGUUGAAGGUGAUCGUGUUCAAGGAAGACGAACAUUUUCUGUCACAAUGGGUAAUCGGAAAGCAGCACAAUUAAUUGCUAAAAUUCCAUUUUGUGCAUUAUUGUUUAUUCUUAUUGAAGCAAGUCUAGUUGAACAAGUGCAUAUAGUGAGCAGAUCAACGUAUAUGCUAAUCAAUUGUCUUCCAUUUGGAAUACUGAUUAUACGAAAUUUAUUUUUAUAUGAUGUGCGUAAAACAUAUGAAUUCUAUGUUCAAUUGACUUUCUUUUUUUAUAUAUUUGCGAUGCCAAUUAUUAAAACUAAUUGA
Adineta steineri is the source of this 360-nucleotide messenger RNA. Lineage: Eukaryota; Metazoa; Rotifera; Eurotatoria; Adinetida; Adinetidae. The record is from the annotation of a GenBank genome assembly.